AUGACUGUUCAAGGAGUGCUUCAAGCGCUCACUGAGCCCUUGAAUCAAAUCAGCAUUGCUACCGUUUUCUUGGUACUUCUUCUCAUCACUUACUUUACCCUCUCGUUCACCGAACUCGAGACUGUCGGCAAGCUAUUCAAUGCUGCCGCUACCUCUGCAAAAUUCGCAUACUCUUGCUUCUUGAAGCCUCACACUGGAGACAACACCGGCAACCAGCAGGAUGCUCUCGAGAGUUUCUACAGGACCCAAGCCAGCAUUUACGAUGUCACACGUUCUAGACUGCUCCACGGAAGAGAAGAUAUGCUGGCUAUGGCUGCUGCUCAACUCUGUCAUCAACUAGAGCAGGGUCAAUACGCUCGCAAGCCAAUCUGGGUCGAUGUCGGUGGCGGUACUGGCUGGAACAUCGAACAGAUGGAGAAACACAUUUCUGUCUCUAGUUUCUUCCACGCAGUCUACCUCGUCGACUUCUCCCCUUCUCUCUGCCAGGUCGCCAGAACCAGAUUUGCCCGCCUCGGCUGGAAGAACGUCAAGGUCGUCUGCCAGGACGCUCGCACUUUCAAGCUCAGCGACUACGAGGAGGGUCACACCGACGAAAGUGCUAUCUUCAGCAUUGGCAAGAGUGCACUCGACGAAAGCAGUGCAGUCGAUAACGUCGGUGCAGACCUUUUGACUAUGAGCUACAGCCUUUCCAUGAUUCCCGAGUUCCACCCUGUCGUCGACUCACUCGCCAAUCUGCUCGCACCUAACGGUAUCAUGGGUGUCGUCGACUUUUACGUGCAGAACCAGAUUCAGUUCCAGUCUCGCAACUAUGUCGGCGGUGUCAUCGAUCGUCACUGCAUGUGGAUCUCUCGUAUCUUCUGGGCUGCAUGGUUCGAGAUGGAUAGAGUGUUUUUGGACUCGUCUCGCCGUGACUAUUUGGAAUAUAAGUUCGGAACAAUCUUGAGUUCAAACGCCCGCAAUCACUUCUUCGGCUUUAGAAUCCCGUAUUACGUCUGGAUUGGUUGUGCUAAGCAGACCAAGUCAUCCAUGCACAAGCUCGCCGCUCUCGAUGCCGCUGUAACAGAAUCACCCUUCAUCAGUGCUCUCGACCUCCAACGCAAGUCCGUCGGAGGUGCAAGAAGAGGAUCGUCCUCCGAGCGUCGCUCAAAGGCAUACGAGUCGGCCAUUGUCAACUUGUCGGCAAGCCUGCCCCUACCUGCAGCAUGGUACCAGCAACACCACUGGCGCAUCUACUACGAUGAGCAACUGCAAAAGCACAAGCAGUUUGGUGACGAGUACAUCUACGCCUUCACCUGGGAGGACGCCAGAGUCGAUGCACGCCUCCUCAAGAUCACCUCAGAGGAUGUCAUUCUUGCCAUUACAAGUGCAGGUGACAACAUCCUUGCUUACGCCCUUGAACAACCCAAACGCAUCCAUGCCGUCGACCUCAAUCCCAACCAGAACCAUCUUCUCGAACUCAAGGUCGCUGCUUUCACAGCUCUCGGCUACACAGAUGUGUGGAAGCUGUUCGGUCAAGGCAAGCACGACGACUUCCGAUCUCUAUUAAUCAAUCAUCUGAGCCCCCAUCUAUCCUCUCAAGCCUUUGACUACUGGCUCCACAAGGGCAACGCUACCUUCGGCGAAAAGAGCCGUGGCCUGUACUACACCGGUGGCUCUCGCCACGCAAUCCAGCUAGUCCAAUGGCUAGGCCGUCUCCUCGGCAUCCGCGCCGACCUCGCCGCCAUGUGCUCAGCAGCCACUCUAAACGAACAGCGCGAAAUCUGGUCCAAACGCGUCCGCAGAGUCCUGCUAUCCCAAUUCCUCAACUACACCGUCAUCGGCACAGAAAAGUUCCUCUGGAAAGCACUAGGUGUGCCAGCAAACCAACGCGCCAUGAUCGACGCCGAUUACCUGCACCAAACCGACCCAAAGUCAAAAGUCAGCGGCGUAAAAUCCGGACAGGCCAUCUGGGAGUAUGCGGUCAACACCCUCGAUCCGGUCGUCAACAACACACUGGUGUCGGAGGAAAACCCUUACUACCUCAUCUGUCUCCAAGGCCAAUACACCCAGCGCUGCCACCCUGAUUACUUGGCCCCUCGCUCCCACGUCAAACUCUCCAAACCCAACGCCUUUGACGGUUUGCGCAUCCACACAGACGAGCUCUGCGAGGUCAUGGCACGCAUGACGCCCGAAACCCUGACCAUCGCUGUUCUCAUGGAUAGCAUGGAUUGGUUUGACCCCGCGGGCCCUGAAGCAGACGCUCAAGUCAAGAUAGUGAACAGAGCACUCAAGAUGGGAGGGAGAGUGCUGUUGAGAUCUGCGGGCUUGAAACCUUGGUAUGUGGAUACGUUUGAGAAGAGGGGAUUUGUGGCCAAGAGGGUUGGCGCGAGGAUUCCGCCGGGGAGUUGCAUUGAUAGGGUCAAUAUGUAUGCUUCUACAUGGAUCUUGACAAAGGUUGAGGCUGUUGCGCAGGACUGA
Aureobasidium namibiae CBS 147.97 is the source of this 2457-nucleotide messenger RNA. Its product is annotated as S-adenosyl-L-methionine-dependent methyltransferase. The record is from RefSeq and is a predicted model, not a curated record. NCBI's taxonomy places the organism in Eukaryota, Fungi, Ascomycota, Dothideomycetes, Dothideales, Saccotheciaceae. The transcript is spliced from 4 exons. The coding region runs from base 1 to 2457 and encodes 818 amino acids.